AAGAAUUGAAAGAUGAGAAGAUGUCACCUGGAAGGCUGGAACUAUGGCAGGAGAAGAUAAAUCAAAAAUCAAUUGAUGUAAUUUAGAAACAUGAAAAGUAAUCAUUUAAUGAUAGAUAAAAGACCAGUUGAACCAUGUUGUCAAAAAAAAAAAGACCAGUUGAACCUAAUAAUUUUCUUCCCCGCGUUAUUGUCCCAAUCCCAGCACGAUCCACGUCUUUUCCACAGUUUCGAGGGUGAACUUUUCUACUCCGCGUUAUUCCCCAACUCCCAGCACGAUCGACGUCUUUUCCACAGUUUCACGGGUGGCUGGCUACUGAUUUUAUAUAUGUGUGUGUUUUGCUAAGUUAAUAACUGCAAGUCUGCAACAAUCCAGUACCUAUAGAUACUUGUACAUCAGAGUAAUCUCGACAUUCUCUUGUCUUCACUAAGAUUCUUAUCCAAGUUCAGAUUAGCUCGAGUAUAAAGUAAAUGGCGGCUGUUGGAUUAGUCUCUCUACUACUGUCGAAAUACUCAAGUUCCGAUAAGGAUGGAACCAACGAACCAAACCUGAUUUCUUACACAACCGCUUGUGAAGAAGAUCCAGAGCUCAAAUCCUUUGGUUCUUCGCUUGACCAACGAUUUAGCAAAUUGAAUGGCUCCCUCACUACUGAAUUUUUUUCCCUAAACGCAGUCAAGUCGGUGUGCGGGUUUCUAGUUGAAAUGAACCAAAAUUUGGCGGAGAGCAUUAUCGCCAACGUAGAUUUAUUGAAGAACGAAGAACUAAGGUCUUUGGUCGAUCUCUAUUAUGAGAGUUCCACUAGUACUUUAGAUCUAUUUAAUACAGUGGGGAACUGCACCAAUAAAGCAAAAUUAAGCAUUCUGAUCAUUCGAAUCGCGAUCCAACAGUUUAAAAAAGAGUCCAUGGACACAGAGAUUGGAGGAAACAAGAAGAAGUACGCCGAAACGUUAGAGGAGCUGAAUAACGUCAAAGCUAGGGGAGAUCCUUUUGGUGACGAGUUCAAGGAUCAGUUGAAGUCUGUACGCGCUGAGCACCUUAAGCUUUUAGAGAAGGUCCAUGAGCUGGUGAUGAAGCUUGAGAAACAACAGGGUAAAUUAAAGAGAAGGAGGAGAUUGAUGACUAUUUUUUUCUCUACCAUGGUUUUUUCUUUUUUGGCCGUAGAGAUGUGUUCAAACAUAGUAGCCGUACCUUCAUUGGCGCAAGGUACUGCGUUUGGGUUGAACCUCCUGAUGGCACCUUUAGGACUAUAUCUCAACGAGAUGAUGAAGAACCGUGAGAAGAAUUUGUAUAGACAGAAAGAGGUGGCCAAUAUUAUGGAGAAAAAUACUAAUGUCAACAUCCAAUGGACAAAAACGAUAAAUAGCCUAGUCGGGAAGCUUACUACGAGUCUCUCAUUGAUUUUGGGGUCUAUGGAGCUUGCUGUUGUGAAAAGAGAAGAGGAGGCCGCAAAACCUCUGGUGGAAGCAAUCCUUAAGGAAGUGGAUGCGUUUGCUAGUACAAUUCAGGAAUUUGGUGAAGCUGUGGGUAAGUGUAUCUCAUGUGUCGCUUCUGGGAAACUACAAGUUCUGGAACACAUAACCAAAUCAAUGUCAUCGUAAGGGAAUAAGAAGUAAACUAUCCAACGUAUUUAUACUUUUAUAUUAAUGUUCGAAGU
Brassica rapa (field mustard) is the source of this 1654-nucleotide messenger RNA. RefSeq names its product UPF0496 protein At5g66660. The record is from RefSeq and is a predicted model, not a curated record. Lineage: Eukaryota; Viridiplantae; Streptophyta; Magnoliopsida; Brassicales; Brassicaceae.